CAAUCUAAGCCUUUGAAAGACGAUUCUCCUUGUAUGUGGAAUAUGUCUAGAAAAUAUUCAUCGGACUGGACGUUAAACUGAGAAGUGAAAAAAAAACAAAUAUAAUUUUAGAUCCUGAAUAAUGUAUUAGACUUGUUAAUAUAGCCUUCUAAUAUUAUCUAAAACGAAGAUUUUUUUACUUCCACCUCUUAUUUUAUGAACAUUAGGCCUAACGUCAAAUGAUAACAGAUAGGUCCAAAAGAACUUUUAGAAAGUGAUAUUUGACAAGGCAUUCACUGAUCCUGUCGAACGAGGGCAUCUCACCAUCUAUCAUUAGAUAUUAACCAGCCAGUCAAAAUUUAAAAUCUAGAAAAUUUUGUUAGAUAUUUUGGAAGAAAACUUGGUUUUACACAACUUCAGAAGGUAAAAACAUUGCUAAUGUAAGAAUGAGUCACUUGGCCCUGGGAAACACUGCAGCUGGGUUAAAUGCUUCAGAAUCAACUUCAUCUGGAUGUUUUACAGGAACAAUGAAGCUAAAAUUAUGUGAAGCAGUGGAGUUAAAGCCAACUGAGUAUGCCAAAAGACAUGCCAAUGUGGUAGGGAGACCACAGCUAAUGCAAAUUGAUCCAUAUGUUUCAAUUGAUGUUGAUGAAGUGCGAGUGGAUUGUUCAACUACUAAGCAAAAAACUGAUAAUCCUAUAUGGAAUGAAUAUUUCACAAUAGAAGUUCAUAGUGGGUUGAAUUUUGGUUUAACAGUUUUUCAUGAUGCAGCAAUCCCUCCUGAUGAUUUUGUUGCCAAUUGUACUGUAUCAUUUGAAGAACUUCAAAACUCUACAAAGGAUUCUGGCAGUAAUGAAUCAGAUAUCUGGGUUGACUUGGAACCAGAGGGGAAAAUUCACAUUAUUGUUGAACUUCAAUCACAAGAAAAUGCACCACAAAAGCCAAAAGUGUUUAAAGAAAGACCAGGGCUUAAUCAGAGGCGGGGAGCUAUGCGAAGGAGAGUGCAUCAGGUUAAUGGUCACAAAUUUAUGGCUACAAUUCUUCGCCAACCUACAUUCUGCUCCCACUGUAGAGAAUUCAUAUGGGGUCUGGGUAAACAAGGAUAUCAGUGCCAAGUAUGCACCUGUGUUGUGCACAAAAGAUGCCAUGAAUUUGUGGUGACAAAAUGCCCUGGAAUGAAAGAUACAACUAAUGAGGAGGUUGGUAGCCGUUUUAAUAUCAACGUCCCUCAUAGGUUCUUGGUUCAUAAUUACAAAAGACCAACUUUCUGUGAUCAUUGUGGUUCUAUGCUAUAUGGACUUUUCAAACAAGGCUUGCAAUGUGAAGCUUGUAAAAUGAAUGUUCACAAGCGGUGCCACAAGAAUGUGGCCAAUAAUUGUGGUAUAAAUCCAAAGCAAUUGGCUGAGAUUCUUUGUGCAAUGGGAAUCUCUUGUGAUAAGUUAGCCAAAAGGAAAAAGAAGACAUCAAUCAGUGAAACUCAAAAUAGAUUAAUGCGACCAGGAGCAGAGGGCUCCUUAUCUUCUACUUGUGAUCAGUUUGAAGUACAGACAGCCAAUAGCAGUGCCCCACCUUUAGACAUGCAGGUAGCUGCUGAAGAGCUUAAAAGACUUUGUUUUGACAUGCAGCAAAGUACAUUGCUUACUGAAGGUGAGCAAGGACCACAAAACCUUGAGUCAACAACUCAGUCUUAUAGCACAGAAGAAAGAGAUUCUCAAAAGUUUGGACUCAGUGACUUCAAUUUCUUAAAGGUUUUGGGCAAGGGUAAUUUUGGAAAGGUUCUAUUAGCCGAAAGGAAGGGAACUGAUGAAGUCUAUGCUAUCAAGAUCUUAAAGAAAUAUGUUAUCUUACAAGAUGAUGAUGUGGAAUGCACAAUGGCAGAGAAGCGAGUUUUAACACUUGCAGCUUGUCAUCCUUUUUUGACAGCUCUGUAUUGUAGUUUUCAAACUGAGGAUCGACUGUUUUUUGUCAUGGAGUAUGUUAAUGGAGGUGAUUUGAUGUUCCAAAUUCAAAGGGCUAGAAAAUUUGAUGAACCUCGUGCAAGAUUCUAUGCAGCAGAAGUCACACUUGCCCUAAUGUUUCUACACAAACGAGGAGUGAUAUACAGGGAUCUCAAAUUAGACAAUAUAAUGCUAGAUAGUGAUGGACAUUGUAAGAUUGCUGAUUUUGGAAUGUGUAAGGAGGGAAUACUUGCUUGCAGAACAACGACAACUUUUUGUGGAACUCCAGACUAUAUUGCUCCAGAGAUACUUCAAGAACUAGAAUAUGGUGCUUCAGUUGAUUGGUGGGCUCUCGGUGUUCUCAUGUAUGAAAUGAUGGCAGGUCAACCUCCAUUUGAGGCUGAUAAUGAAGAUGAUUUAUUUGAUUCUAUUCUUCAUGAAGAUGUUGUGUAUCCUGUAUGGCUGAGUAAGGAUGCAGUGUCUAUUUUGAAAGGAUUUAUGACAAAAAAUCCUAUCAAGCGUCUUGGCUGUGUGGCCACUCAAGGACUGGAGCAAGCAAUAUUGAAUCAUGCAUUUUUUAAAGACAUUGAGUGGGAAGCCCUUGAGGCAAAGAAAAUCAAACCACCAUUUCGACCUAAGAUCAAAACUAAAAGGGAUGUCAAUAACUUUGAUCAGGAUUUCACAAGAGAAGAUCCAGUUCUUACAGUACUGAAUCCUGACCUUAUUCGCACUAUCAAUCAAGAUGAGUUCCGUGGAUUUUCAUUUGUUAAUGAGGAUUUAAUGUUGGCUAGAAGUGUCUCAGAGGGGCCUGCUACGUAACAUGUUGUUAUUAUUUUUAUUUUAUUUUUUUUCCCUCACAGUGAAAGGCCUACUUGUGUAGCUAUUGUCACUGAAAGUUAAUAUUUCUUUCCUCUUUUUUGGUAUAUAAUGUAUAAACUUUGUUUCAAUUUUAUGUCUUUUAAUUAAUUCUUAAUAUAUCUCAAAACUGACACGAGAUUGUAUUUUUCAUUUUAUUAUAUACUUUUAGUUAAAUAAUAGAGUAAGUAAUUUAUAGCUUCCAGACACCCAUAAUAAUAUUUUUUGCCUCAUUGUUUUGCGGUGCCAAUUAAGAUGGUAAAAAUGUGUAUUUCUAGUCAUGUUAAUGCAUUGCUUUCUUAUUUUGCACAAAAAUAUGUAAGGUGUGUGUAUAAAAUUUCAUCAUAAGAUUGACCAGGUUCUCAUUUUAAACAUAUAUAUCACACUUAACACAAUCUGAUAAAUAGAUUGAUAAUUGGAAUAGGUAUUUACUGACUUAAUUACCUGAAAAGGAAUAAGUGAAGUAUGACUUUUCUGCACAGAUGGAACUAUACUGAAAAUAGCUGUUACUUGUAAUUGGUUGGGUUUGAGCCAGUAUAGUAUCAUCCAAUAUGUCAUUUUGAUCUUGUUAAUAAUAGUUAUUUGCAAAUUAAUAUUGUUGUUUUUUAAGGCAUAUAGCAAAUAGGAAAUGCUAAUGUAUUGAUUGUUACAGAUGUUCUGCUCCUUGCCAGUUUUUGAAAAAUAACUAGAAUGGAUGAACACAAGUCUUUUAUUAAAAUCCUUUUUCAAAGCUGGUAGUUUGAUACUAUUGCUGAACCUUUUACAUGUUCCCACUUUUAGUUAUUUCAGUAAGUAAGAAGGUUAUUAAAGAAAGGAGAAGAGGGGUAAUUUUUUAAUAUUUAUCUUUAUAAACAUUACAGCACAAUUUUAUUAACUAUAAACAUACAAGAUAUAAUUGAUAUUACUCAGUGACUCUCUGUUAGUCAAGUAGUGAUUCCUUGAUUCACAGUUAUUAUAAAACUGACUCCUGAUCAGAUUUUUAUUAAACAGAUUUAUGUUGUUAUUGUUUGUGAUUUUUUUUUAUUUAAGCUCUGACCAGUAUUUUUUUAUUAAUUUAAAUGUUGAAAAGUUUAUUCUUUACAGUGCUAAAGCAAUUUAAAUAUGGUUGUGUAUAGUGAAUUUUGAAUUUUUUGUAUAAAACAAAACUGGAUGUGCAUAUGUAGUAAAAUAGAUCAUUGCUGCAACAGGAAUUGUUUUAUAUCUAAUGUAUUUUUCAUUUUGUGGUUUUAUUUUCAUAAUGUACAUAUGCAUAGGAUUUUGUUGUUAUUGAAUAUAUGUCAUAAGAAAUUAUUCCUAAUUCGUAAAGGAACUAAUUUGGAUUUGAGAAAAACAAAAUAAUAAUUGCUAAGGAGAACUCUUGGUAUUUUAAGACAUUUAGUCCAUUUUCCAUUUACAGUGGCUGAAAUAAUUAUCUUUUGAUUUAAGUGAAAAACAAAAGAGUGAAUGAUAUAAGCCAUUGAGCCACAAAUUUUUUCCUGCACACAUACAUACAGACAUGCAUUGUUAUAGAAGGUACUUCUUCAUGCUUUUAAACUGUCUUUAAAAAAUUAACUUUUUAUAGUGUUCCAUGACUCCUUAUAAUGUGUUUUGGUUAGUUACCAAAACUGAAGUAAUUGUAGCAAGAGAAUUUAAAAAAGCAUAUUUAAGGUCAUACAUAUAUUAAUAUAUUUAUACUAAUUUGCGUAAUAUUUGCCUAAUAAUUCAACUUUUUAAUGUACCAUAUUUUUUUAGGGGUAGACGAAUCUUAAGUAUUAUAAAUUUAUGCUUUAGAAUCUGUGUUCUUAAGCAAUGUUGUGUUCAGUACAAGAAACUGUGUACUUAAUGCUGUUUUGUUUGUGGAAAUCAGUUAAGGAGGGUUAGUUUUUUAAUAAGAUUAAUAGGACAGAUAUUUUAAAUCUUGUUAGUCAUGCUUGUGUCAGCUUAUUAUAUCUUUACUGUUCAUUUUUCCUUUUGAUCUUCCACUGACCAUGUACAUGUACUAUGCUAACUAACAUCAAACACAGAUUUAUAUUGGUAUAUUUUUAUUUAUUUAUUAUUUUUGCAUAAAGUAAUGAAUUCAAAUCUGUCCUGACCUAAACUAUUUGAGAUUAAGAUUUAAAUACUUAAGUAAGAUCACCAGUAAGAAAGCCAUGGCUAUUUAUCACUUUUUAUGACUAAGAUCUUCACAUUUAAUUUAAGAAUAUUUUGUAAUUAAAUGACAUUUAGUUCCAUAUGAGUAAAAUACUAGAGCCUCACCAGAAGCUGUAACCUUCAAUAAAGGUUUAAAAUAAAAACCUCAGGGAAAUGAAUGAAAUAUAUAUAGUUUUUCUCUAUAUGGUUAUUUGUCAUAUAUUUACAAUGGCCAAAAAUACUCUAGUCUACACUGCAUAUGUUGAAACUAAAAAAUAAUUCUUUAAGAAUUGUUUUUAGGGUUUCACAUAUUGUAAACUUCUGGGAAUGUUGAAUUGAGUCUUAAAUUGUACUCAAUUAUUGAACUGUCAUAGGUAUGAUAAUACCCCAAAUUUUUAAGUUAUAAUUCAUAUUUUAGAACAAUUGCUCUGUUAAUAUUACCUUUUUUUUCAUACUUCUGUGUAUAUUUUUGCACAAACCAUAACAAGAAAAGAAUUAAGAAUGUGUGUUUUUCUAUGCACAUACACACAUAGAUGCUAUUUCUUAUAUCCUGUUGUAGCUUGCUUUUAAAACACAAGGGCACAAAUUUUUAUUUCUUUCAAAUUAUUUUUUUGCUUAUUGUAUGUUCAUUGGUUUUUGCAAGUCUUAUUAAAUUUUCAAGAUGAUAUUUAAUCAAAGCUUUGCUACUGCUUUUUCUCUACCAUAUAUUUAAGUCAUGAGAAAAAUUACAUUAAGUAUUAAACUUUAGCUUGGCAAGCUGGAAUUAAAACCAGAAGUCUUUAUUUACAUAAGACUAUGGGCUUUGAGCAAGAAUCAAUCUCAUUUUUCAACAACAUGUUUGGAUGUUUUGAGACUUUUGAGAUUUUGCUUCAGAACUUAUCUAAAAAGGAGAUUCAUGUUCAUAAUUACAUUUCAAGUACACAAUAAGUGUACUAAUUUAUUUUCCUGUGCUGUUGCAUUAACAUUUUUCCUUCAUGUACAAGAAUAAUUUUAUUUAAUUUUCCAUUAUUAUUAUUAUUAUAGAAAACAUUUAAUGUAUACAUAAAAGAAUAACCUUUUUAUUUAUACAUGAAAUGUAUGUGAGUCUGUGUAACAGAUAUAUGAGCCAUGCAAUAUGCACAAGUAAGUAGCUCUACAUUUAUAUUUCAAGAAUUUAUAAUGAUUUAAGAAACAUGAACAAACAGGUCUUGUUUUUAGGCUUGAAAGAGGCCCAGAAACUUUGUACAGGUUAACCAAAUCAAAAUGCUAAAACUUAUGUUUAAUCACACACAAUGAAACUGGUUUAAAAUCCCACUAUAUAGGAUAAAUCUUUGUUUCUUCUUAUAAUGGCUGGAAGACGGCUUGAAUGGGUAAUGAAGAAAAACUUUAAUAUAACAGCAAAUGUACAACGUUUCGACAAGGU
Limulus polyphemus (Atlantic horseshoe crab) is the source of this 6282-nucleotide messenger RNA. Its product is annotated as calcium-independent protein kinase C-like. Gene Ontology annotation, molecular function: ATP binding; diacylglycerol-dependent serine/threonine kinase activity. Gene Ontology annotation, biological process: protein phosphorylation. The coding region runs from base 426 to 2735 and encodes 769 amino acids. Lineage: Eukaryota; Metazoa; Arthropoda; Merostomata; Xiphosura; Limulidae. The record is from RefSeq and is a predicted model, not a curated record. The transcript has 16 exons.